UGUGUGAGGGGAGGGGGGCGUCAAUUACGUCACAGUCCCUGAUGUUUAUGUUGACCUAAAGUUAUUCAACUGUGUCUUCAGCUCCUCCGGUCAGAUGGACCUGGUGCGUGUUAGGACUUUUGUGGUGUGAAAUGUGUGUGCGUGCGUGCGUGUGUGUGUGUCUUCUUCCCAAACACUUGAGCAAGUGAUAUGUGGAUGUGGGGAGGGCCCUGAGGGCGAGCACACCCCUGCUGCCUGUGUGUCAGAGUAUUUCAGAACAGAGAGCAGCAUUUAGUCACUCAGGAUUGGAGCUGUACAAAUCACUCCGUCGGCUGAAGUCCACCUCAAGAAAAAAAAAAAAAAAAAAAACAACUUGCGGACCACAGAGGAUACUUUUUUCCUUUAUUUCCCCCCUGUGAGCACUGACGGACUUCUCGUUCAUCUUGGAGGAAAAGCUGCGCGUCGUCACCACAGGCUGGUUUUUUACGCACACAUAUUUUCGCCUAAAAAGGACAAUGCCUCGUUCUUUCUUGGUUAAAAAGUAUUUCGCGAAACAAAAGCCAAACUACAGUGAACUGGAGUGCCAGAAUGACACCUCACUGGAGCGGUACCCUCUGGCCGAGCUCUCCUCGGCGGACAGCAGCUUCCCUGCCACCUGCUUCACCACAGGUCUGGUGUGGGACCUGAGCGUCCUGCCCGCCCUCUACCUGCCCUCGCAGUCCGAGCCCUCGGGGGCCUCGGGGCCCCUGGACCUCAGCUCCCCCUGCAGCCUCAGCAGCGGCGCCAGCAGCAGCGGCGAGGAGGACGAAGGGCGCACCUCGGACCCCCCCAGCCCCGAGCCCGUGCACACGUACGCCCCCCGCCAGCGGAUGAAGUGCACCGGCGUCAUGGCUCACGUCGGCRGCCCCCCGGAGGAGGAGGAGGGGGAGCCCCCGGUCACGGCGGCCCGGCCGGCCUUCCUCUGCAAACACUGUCCCAAGGAGUACACCAGCUUGGGGGCCCUGAAGAUGCACAUCCGCUCGCACACCCUGCCCUGCGUGUGCACCACCUGUGGGAAGGCGUUCUCCAGGCCCUGGCUGCUGCGGGGCCACAUCCGCACGCACACAGGCGAGCGUCCGUUCUCCUGCACCCACUGCAACCGGGCCUUCGCCGACCGCUCCAACCUGCGGGCCCACCUGCAGACCCACGCCGAGGUGAAGAAGUACCAGUGCGGCGUCUGCUCGCGCACCUUCAGCCGCAUGUCGCUGCUGCAGAAACACAGCUCGUCGGGGUGCUGCUCCACCUCAGUGUGAGGAGGAGGACGUGUGUGUGUGUGCGUGUGCGUGUGUGUUUUUGUGGGAGGGGGCGGAGCUCCGAGCGAUGGAGGACUUCUGGGUUUGGACAAGAGGUCUACUCCAGCCCUGUUAGCCUGUUUAAAGGACCACAAAGCCACAAAGAUCAUAACUUUUUGUUUUUAUUUAAAAGACCUAGAGGGAGUCAAACCUCAUCAUGGAUCUGACUUUACAAGCUUCUUCUCUUUGUUCCAUUAUAAAACUCUUGAGAAGCUCCUUUGUUUUUAGUUUCUGAGGCUGGACCACCUGAACUGAGCUUGAAUCAGCCCCCACUCUCUCUCUCUCUUUUGCUAUUGUGCUCAUUCCGAAAACAACAAAUUUGUUGUGAACCCGCCGGGGUUAGAGGUGUCUUUUCCUGUCUCUGUCCUGGUGCCGGGCAGCUCAGGAUCAUGGCGCAGACACAGCUGCUCAGAGGUAGGGGUGAGUGGGUGGGAUAAAUCUCUUGGCGUGUCGCAAAUCACACACACACUCUCGAGCGCACACACACCAAAGCAAGUGCACACGCAGCUGUCCCCGGAGCUGCGGCGCAGAUAGAUGAGGCGCUAACAGGUGCCGCAGCCGUGACCUUCGCUGCUCGAGAGCAGGUGACUUCUAACGCCCUUGGUUUGCUCUGAAGAAAGAGGAAACGUCAUCACAGAAGAAUGGCACCAGUUUGUGUGUUUGUGUGUGUGUGUGGGGGUGGGGGGGUGAGAUUAAUUUAAGCCUCUGUUUUGACUAAACCACAACCUUUCGCUUUAAUCCGAUGAGUUUCAAAGAUAGGAGAAGCCGUUUCCCCCACACGGCUCUGCUGCCACACGAAGCCAAAUGAAAGCCRUGAACUGGAGGUUACCGCAGUGUUAAAGGAACCAGUCCAAGCCAUAGGACCUACGUGAAUGUGCCUUGAAAUUUUAAGUGUUUCGCCACCAAAACGUGCCUUUUUUUUUACCUCGUUUUAUUAGCUUUUAAAAUGGAUUUCAGUAUUAGAARAUGAGCUAUAAAGUGCUAAAAGACUGGGACCAAAGAUGCUAACAGUUUACACCAUCACAGCCUGAUGGCUGUGUGAUAAAAGCCUUUAUAAAUGGACAAUACAAAUCUGAACCUGUAACUUUGACAAAUAUUUUAUGGCUUUUUUUUUUCAGUGCAAUGUGCAAAUGAUGUGUUACUUUUUUGUUUUGUACCAAAGCUUGUGUGUUCACCUCUGCCUCCUGUAUGAAAUAAAUGAUGCCUUUUCAUUCAAUAAAGUAAUUUAUGUUUAUUAAAAA
This is a messenger RNA of Austrofundulus limnaeus, 2551 nucleotides long. RefSeq names its product snail family zinc finger 1a (gene snai1a). NCBI's taxonomy places the organism in Eukaryota, Metazoa, Chordata, Actinopteri, Cyprinodontiformes, Rivulidae. The record is from RefSeq and is a predicted model, not a curated record. Bases 495 to 1271 code for a protein of 258 amino acids. Gene Ontology annotation, biological process: regulation of transcription by RNA polymerase II. Gene Ontology annotation, molecular function: DNA-binding transcription factor activity, RNA polymerase II-specific; RNA polymerase II cis-regulatory region sequence-specific DNA binding. The transcript has 3 exons.